This is a messenger RNA of Nelumbo nucifera (sacred lotus), 1389 nucleotides long. Its product is annotated as cyanidin 3-O-galactoside 2''-O-xylosyltransferase FGGT1-like. NCBI's taxonomy places the organism in Eukaryota, Viridiplantae, Streptophyta, Magnoliopsida, Proteales, Nelumbonaceae. The record is from RefSeq and is a predicted model, not a curated record. Gene Ontology annotation, molecular function: UDP-glucosyltransferase activity.
AUGGGCACUGAUAGCACCUUUCAUGUGGUGAUGUAUCCUUGGUUCGCCUUUGGCCACCUGACUCCAUUCCUCCACCUCUCAAACAAGCUCGCCGAGAGAGGCCACCGGAUCUCUUUUCUGUUGCCCACCAAAGCACGAGCCAAGUUGGAAGCCUUCAACCUCCACCCUGAUCUCAUCCGCUUCGUCCCUCUGGUAGUCCCACACGUGGAUGGUCUUCCCGCCGGCGCUGAGACCACCAACGAUGUGCCCCUCCAUUUGCAACCCCUCAUCAUGUCUGCCAUGGACCGAACCCAACCCGACGUAGAAGCGGCCUUGAAAGACCUCAAGCCUGACUUCAUCUUCUUCGACUUCACCCACUGCAUUCCACCCUUGGCUCGCCGGCUCGGUAUCAAGUCCAUUCAAUACUGCAUCACCAGUGCAGCAACGAUCGCCUACCUCUUGGCUCCCGCCAGCAUCAAGCUCGAAGAGGGUGCCCAAUUAUCUGAAGAUGAUCUCAUGCACCAACCUCCGGGGUUCCCGCCUUCUUCAUCGAUCAAGCUCCAUCGCCAUGAAGCCCGUAAAAUGACUUUCAUCACCUACAGGGAGUACGGGAGUGGAGUCUCCUUCCAUGAACGGAUAACGUGGGCUCUAAGAGACUCCGACGCCGUCUGCUUCAGGUCGUGCAGUGAGAUUGAAGGUCCCUUUUGUGAAUAUCUUGAGAAACAGUACGGGAAGAUUGUCCUAUUAUCCGGGCCAAUUCUUCCCGAGCCGCCUACGUCGUCCUUGGAAGAUCGUUGGGCCAAGUGGCUCGACGGUUUCAAGGCAGGCUCGGUGGUGUAUUGUGCUUUUGGAAGCGAGUGUUUCUUGGAGAAGGAUCAGUUUCAAGAACUAGUGUUGGGUUUUGAGCUCACCGGAUUGCCAUUCUUUGUGGCACUAAAGCCGCCCAUAGGGACGGAGACAAUGGAAGAGGCAUUGCCGGAGGGGUUCACCGAAAGGGUUCGAGGAAGAGGCGUGGUUGAGGGUGGCUGGGUUCAACAGCAACUGAUAUUGGGUCACCCUUCUAUUGGGUGCUUUGUGAGCCACUCUGGAUGGGCAUCUCUGAUCGAGUCGCUAGUAAACCAGCCUCAACUGGUGUUGUUGCCAUACUCGGGCGACCAGUUUGUCCACGCGAGGCUGAUGAGUGGAGACUUGAAGGUUGGGGUGGAAGUGGAGAGGAGGGAGGAGGAUGGGUGGUUCACAAGGGAGAACGUGUGCAAGGCGGUGAAGAUGGUAAUGGACGAAGACAACGAGGUAGGGAGAGAGGUCCGAGCAAACAGACUGAGGUUGAGAGAUGUAUUUUUAAAACAAGGCUUUGACUCUUCUUACAUUGAUGGUUUUAUAGAGAAGCUACGAACUCUGAUCAAGCAAUGA